AGAGGCAGUAGGGGAUGGGGCAUCUAUGCGGGUGUAGGUGGUGAGUCCGUGGCUCCCCAGGGAGGGCUCUGCUGGUGGGAGUGGUGAUGGUGGAGAUAAGGGCCGAGGAGGUGAAUUAGCUUGCUGUGGUUCCAAUCUGCCUGUAGGUAGCUGUGGCACAGGACACAGUGUAGCCUGACACUCUUCACAGAAAUUUCUGUGUCUCCACGGCAGUUUCCUCAGACCUGGGAGACAGCUCAGAUCAUCUAAGUCACUUUUCUUACCUCAGAAAGUCUGAUGACCCUCUUACCUGCCCAGGUCAUCCUGGGCAGAGGAGAGUUAGAAUUCAGCGUGCUGACUCUUCCCACGGUACAAUAGACAGCUCUGCAUGGACAGCUGUGUGGCUCUAUCUGUCACUCCUGAUCUUCAGAGCUGGUUCCCCUCAACAUGGCUGCUGAAAACCCCGAGGUGAGGCUCAUUCUGGUAGGGAAAACCGGAAAUGGAAAGAGUGCCACAGCAAACACCAUCCUUGGGAGACAGGAAUUUGAUUCUAAGAUUUCUGCCAAUGCUGUUACUAAGACCUGCCAGAAAGCCUCCAGGGAAUGGAAGAGGAGAAACCUUGUGGUGGUCGACACUCCCGGGCUGUUUGACACCAAGAAGACCAUGGAAACCACCUGCACUGAAAUCAGCCGCUGUGUCCUGUACUCCUGCCCUGGGCCUCAUGCCAUCAUCCUGGUUCUGCAGCUUGGACGCUUCACCGAGGAAGAGCAGAAAACUGUUGAUCUGAUCAAGGGUCUUUUUGGAGAGGAAGCUAUGAAGUACAUGAUUGUCUUGUUUACUCGAAAAGACGAGCUGGAGGACCAGAGCCUUGAUGACUUUUUAGUCCAAGCAAAUGAAAAGCUAAAGAAUAUCAUCUUGCAGUGUGGGAAACGCUACCUGGCCUUUAAUAACAAAGCAGUAGAGGCCGAGCAAGAAAAUCAAGUACAGCAGCUGGUAGAACUGAUAGAGAAAAUGGUGGAUGGAAACGGGGGUUCCUACUUUUCUGAAAAGAUAUAUGAGGAUGUAGAAAAAAGGCUGAAACAAUGUCUAAGGAAUCUGGAGGAAACUUAUGCUCAAGAACUCAGUGCUGAAAUCCAAAGAAUAGAAAAAGAAAAGAAGGCACAAAUUGAUUCUGCAAAAAGAAAAUAUAAUGAGAAAAUGAGAAACAUUAGGGAAGAGGCUGAAGAGAACAUAUUAAAGUAUAUUUUCAAUAAGAUACGUGAAAUGCUUUCAAGACUUUGGGACAAGUUGAGAUGGUGAAGUAAAUGUCAUUCUUUUUUAUUAAUGACAUUUGUUCCUUGACAAUUUCAUGCAUGUCUGCAUAUAGUAUGUUCUGAUUACAUUCAUGUCUUUCUGUUUGGGUAUGUUUUUUGCUUUGUGAUCCACUGAGUUUAGCUAGGUUCAUGUGUGUGAGAACAGGUCGAGAACAAUCUGUCAGAGCAUGGUGAGCCCACCAGGAGGAGAGCAAUGGAAGGCAAUGACUCUUCCUCUCCCAGAAUCCAUCCGUAGUUAACACCUCAGCAGGGUGGAGUAGGUUCCCACGAGCUCCUCCUCCAUCCAGGCCCAAGGCUGCUGUGGGCUUGUGAUUGCAAUGACUGUUUCUUGAAGACACAAGACGCGCGCGCGCACACACACACACACACACACACACACACACACACACACACAAGCACACACACACACACACACACACACACACACACAAACACACACACAAUUUAAACUAUUAAAAAAGGCAAGUCAUUAGGAAAGCUGGCUGGAAGCUCUGUGGUGGGCCUCUGAGUUCCACCACAAGUGACGGAGAAGACAUAGAUGACCCUGUGGAAUGAACUCUCAAUGCUGGGAAGUACAAGAUUUUUGUGAGAUGUUCUAAUCUUCAGGAAAAAACAAACAAACAAACAAACAAAAACAGAAAAAUCCUUCUCACCAUCUUCCUGGGAGAAGAUGAGGUGCAGGUCUCUGAAUUAGGAGGAUGGAGGAGACUACAGAGUCCACUGUUUCCACUAACCCCUACUUCAUCCUCUAGUAAGCUGGGUCUUUACAGCUGCCAUUUCUGAACUUGAAGGGCCUUUUCUUUGGGCUUCAGUCUCUGCCCCCCACCUCUAGCCUUUCUGGGCUGUGAGGGAGGUCAGUGAACUCUCACCUCCCCUGUCUUCCAGGAGUUUGGCCUGGUAUCUCAUCCCCACUAAUGCUUUUACUUUUAUACCCUGUACGGCCCUGUGAUCCCUCCAGGAGGCCUGUUGGCUGUGAGGCUUCCUGUGGUGUCUAAUAGGUGGAGACCACAGUGUUACUGAACUGUUGAUAUUCCAUAAGCCAACUUACCUUGACUUUGAAAUCUCUGAUGCGCUCGCUGUUAAAUGGAACUAGAACACAGCCGAACAAAAAUGCACAAAGUACUUUCACAUAGUUACACAGACCCCCUCACGGCCAUUCCUGCAUUCUCAAGGAUAUUUUAAAUAACUAUUGCUUCAAAACAGCUAGUAAUAAAAAUGAUUUUGUUUUUA
Messenger RNA from Peromyscus californicus insignis, 2522 nucleotides. RefSeq names its product GTPase IMAP family member 9-like. Lineage: Eukaryota; Metazoa; Chordata; Mammalia; Rodentia; Cricetidae. Gene Ontology annotation, molecular function: GTP binding. The record is from RefSeq and is a predicted model, not a curated record. The transcript is spliced from 2 exons. Bases 427 to 1278 code for a protein of 283 amino acids.